AUGGCGUGGAUGAAGUCAACAGCGAUGAUGAUUUGGCGAUUACUGAUGAAUAAAACAGGCGACAUGAAAUGCGUAUCAGAUACGGAAGAGGCGCAUGGAUGCGGAUGGAGCUGGUUUUCACCUAAAGCGCUCCGUCGAUUAGCUGUAUUCAAUGUGUUCAUGUUUGUUCUGUCAAUAAAUGCCAUUAUUCAAGGAAUGAUGGUUAAUGGCUUCAUUUCUACGAGUAUUUCAAGUAUUGAAAAGAGGUUUAACCUAUCUUCAACAAAAUCGGGUAUCUUCUCGGCUACGUACGACGUUGCCGUUGCCAUAAUGCUCAUUCCACUGUCGUACUGUGCUCAUAGAGGUAAGGAAUAA
Messenger RNA from Ostertagia ostertagi, 354 nucleotides. The record is from the annotation of a GenBank genome assembly. Lineage: Eukaryota; Metazoa; Nematoda; Chromadorea; Rhabditida; Trichostrongylidae.